Messenger RNA from Mandrillus leucophaeus (drill), 725 nucleotides. RefSeq names its product lymphocyte antigen 6 complex, locus G5C (gene LY6G5C). Lineage: Eukaryota; Metazoa; Chordata; Mammalia; Primates; Cercopithecidae. The record is from RefSeq and is a predicted model, not a curated record. The coding region runs from base 1 to 453 and encodes 150 amino acids. The transcript has 3 exons. Gene Ontology annotation, cellular component: external side of plasma membrane.
AUGCGUUUUAUGGCAGGCCCUGCAGGGAGCCAGAAUCCGGGUCCCAUGUGCUUCCACAGCAGCCUCCAAGCCCUGUACACCGUCCUCUUAAUAGUGCUGGUCAUGAUGAGCUUGGUGUUUGGUAAGUUUGUUCCUGUCAAUUGGGAACGCCCUCAACCACUUCCAGUCCCCAAAUACCUGCGCUGCUACCGAUGCCUCUUGGAGACCAAGGAGUUAGGGUGCCUUCUGGGAUCUGACACCUGCCUCACCCCGGCUGGCAGCAGCUGCAUCACUCUCCACAUAAAGAACGGCAGCAAUUCUGAUGUCAUGGUGAGUGACUGCCGAAGUAAGGAGCAGAUGAGUGAUUGUUCAAAUACCCAAACUUCUCCGGUGUCUGGCUUCUGGAUAUUCUCUCAAUGCUGCUUCCUGGAUUUCUGCAAUGACCCUCAACACAGAGGGCACUAUAUUUCUUAGUGUGACUGCAACAACCUUUGGUGUAAAAUUCUACCAGUUUCCAGCCACCUUCCUGACUUCUUUCUGGGCUUGGCCAGGACUUCUAGUCCCUCAUACCAGCCCUCCUUGGCUCCCUCCAGUCAGUGGACCCCAGCCUUGGCUCUUCCUCUUGGUUGGCACCCUUCAGCACCCUUACUCCCACUCUGCACCCCCAGCCCCACUGCCCACCAGGUUUCCUCUCUUGUCCUUAGUCCCUGGAUGUUUCUCCCAAAUAAAUUUGUGUGCAAACUGUU